AUGGCACUGUUAAAGGCAAAUGAAAAUGAAAAAAUGAUGUGUUUAUUGGAACCUGGAAUGUACAAUCACUAUAUAGGGGAUGCAGGCAUUGAGGUAGCAGAAGUUCUAGGGAAAGAAGGAAAACAACUGAGGAAUUCCUGGUUUGAUGAAGAAUGCAAGAGAAUAAGUCAGGAGAAAAAUAUGGCAUACAGGAAAAUGCUUGAGAAUGCGUAUACUCGUCUAGCGCAUUUAAGCCGCAACAACCUGUGUAAAAGGAAAAAUGGGACACUGCUAACCUAUGAUGAAGAGGCAUUGGAGCGUUGGGUAGAGUAUUUCAGUGAACUGUUGGAAUCUUCAGAGUCCCCUAUUGAAGAUAUCCCAGUCGCUGCAGAAGAUGCUGCCAUAGUACCUCCCCCUUCCCAAGGAGAAGUGAACAAUAAAGCAAUUGCCAAAUUGAAGAACAGUAAAUCACCAGGAACUGACACUAUAAGAUCUGAACUAUUGAAAGCUGGAGGAGUUGAGCUAACCUGCAGGAUUUACAAGAUUGUGUGCUUCAUGUGGAGAAAGGAAGAGUUGCCAGAAGAAUGGAAUGUAGGGAUAGUGUAUCUGGAGCAUAAGGAAGGAGAUCUAUUUGAAUGCAGCAACGACAAAGCAGAAGAUAUUAUUGGAAGCUAUCAAUGCAGGUUCAGACCAGAAAAGUCAACUGUAAACCAGGUAUUUACUCUCCGCCAAACAGUAGAAAAGACCAAUGAAUUCAAUGUUGGUGUGCACCAUCCUUUCAUUGACUUUAAAUCUGUAUAUGACACAAUAAACUGGGCCAAACCUUUUGAGGCAAUGCGGGAAUUUCGAGUGCUUGGAAAACUGGUGCGUUUAAUAGAGGUCACCCUAAAGUGCCCCCAGUGUACCGUGCGAGUGCUGUCAAGGCUAUCACCUCAGUUUCCCACUCGAACUGGGCUAAGAGGUACUAUCUACUAUAAGUCUGUUCAAUUCCUGGGAUAUGCAGAUGAUUUGGAUUUAAUGAGCAGAACACUUAGAGAUCUACAAAGUGCAUUUUCAGCUCUAAAACUGAGUGCAGAGAAGAUGAGCCUGAGGAUUAAUGAAGGAAAGACGAAGAAUAUGUAUAAUGGCACUAACCAACCCUUACAGCCCACGAUACCCCUUGAUAGAAUGACAUUUGAGCGAGUGGAAUGUUUCACCUGUCUGAGUUCAAAGAUAGAAGCAAACGGCACCACCGUUACUGAAAUUAUGUCUCGCGUAAGUGCUUCUAAUCGAUGCUACUUUGGAAAGUUGCAUUUUAAAUACAAGCUUCUAUCAUGA
Schistocerca piceifrons (Central American locust) is the source of this 1296-nucleotide messenger RNA. RefSeq lists its product as uncharacterized. The coding region runs from base 1 to 1296 and encodes 431 amino acids. The transcript is spliced from 5 exons. The record is from RefSeq and is a predicted model, not a curated record. NCBI's taxonomy places the organism in Eukaryota, Metazoa, Arthropoda, Insecta, Orthoptera, Acrididae.